Molecule: messenger RNA, 3288 nt
Organism: Daldinia caldariorum
Lineage: Eukaryota; Fungi; Ascomycota; Sordariomycetes; Xylariales; Hypoxylaceae
Product: RhoGAP-domain-containing protein
Exons: 6
Coding region: 530-2773 (747 amino acids)
Biological process (GO): signal transduction; regulation of GTPase activity
Cellular component (GO): cytoplasm
Source: RefSeq, a predicted model, not a curated record
CCUAGGGACCUAGGUAAUUGAGGGGGGGGAAGGGUACCUAUUUUGGUACCUACCUCCUAUGGAGCUUCCACUUGCUCACUAUUACCUAACCUACCUCCAUACAUACCUCUACCUGUACAUAGCAACACACCACCAAGUUAAUACAGGUAGACUUUCAUACAUUAUCCUCCUUAUUUAUCAACAGGAAAUCCAGCCACAAAAAGGGAAGAGAAUAUAGUACCAUAUCCGAUGCUCGAUACUCGAUAGAUCCAACAAGGAGAUAGAAAAAAAAGAAGAAGAAAAAGACAGCUCAACUUAUCACCCGCAUAAUAAAUAAAUGCCUGACUCCCCGUCGCAUGAAUAUCAAUCCCGAUCCCACGUUUCACGCAUCCCUUCCGACCAACAAACUAAGCUUUUUCUGAGACCUUGCCCAUGAACUGUCUACCCCAGAUCUAUACCUAAAAUAGCGUGACGAAAGCUAAUUGAUCCUGCGGGGGGGGCUCAAUACCUCAAUACAUAUCCUGACUGUCCUCGCCCAAUCUCAUCCAACAUGGCAGACUAUAGCCGCCAGUCUCCCGACCUCACCUCCCCUCAGAUUCCUGAACUCGAGCACAUAGCCAGCAUGUCUCUGGGGAACAGCCCAAGUCCCCCGCCGCCCGAGGAUGGUGGUAUUUCUUCAACGAAUGGCGGUCCCGAACCUGCCCCGACGAGUCCCGGACAAGUCGAACCCGAAACCCCCAAAGAAGUACAAGAAGUGCUCGCUUCAGAUAUUGGCGUGUCUACUAUGCUAAAUAGGCUCAAGCAAAGCAUCAUUGCAGCUAAGGAAUUCGCUACAUUUUUGAAAAAGCGAUCCGACCUCGAAGACCAACACGCUAAGGGCUUGAAAAAGCUGUGUAGAUCGACGCUGGAGAACGUACACCAUUCAGAUCACAGGCAGGGGACUUUUGCGCAAUCAUACGAAGAAAUACUCACAAUACACGAGCGUAUGGCUGAAAACGGAAUACAGUUUGCCUUGUCUUUGCAUCAAAUGCACGAGGACCUCCUUGAAGUGGCCGCGGUAGCUGAGAAGCACCGCAAAGGAUGGAAACAAAACGGCUUGGCCGCAGAACAACGUUUAACUGAUGUGGAAAACGCAAUGCGCAAGUCCAAGUCCAAGUACGAUUCGCUGGCCGAGGAGUACGAUAGGGUGAGAACCGGCGAAGCAAAGCAAGGUCCGAGAGUUUUCGGUAUCAAGCCCAAAUCAGCAGCGCAACAUGAAGAGGAUCUCCUACGCAAAGUUCAAGCAGCAGACACGGAUUAUAUGAACAAGGUCCAGGCAUACCAGUCUGAAAAGGCGACCGUCGAAACUUCCACUCGGCCGGAAGCCGUUAAGGCGCUACAAGAUCUCAUCAGAGAAUGUGAUUCCGGGACUACCCUGCAGAUGCAGAAAUUUGCUUCAUUCAAUGAGAAACUGUUGCUUAGCAAUGGGUUGGUUAUAAGUCCUCUGAAGACCGCCACUCAACCAGGUCAGCAUUCUCGCAGUCUCAAAGAGGUCGUCCAGACCAUCGACAACAAGAAGGACCUUGAGAACUAUAUUAUCAGUGUCCAUAGCAAGGUUCCGGCCAAAUCAUCAGAGCCGAAAUACGAGAGGAAUCCCGUUCUCAACCCUCAGCAAAACGUUUCGCUAAAUCAACUCUCACAAAUGCAUCAACAGCAAGGACACCCGCAGUCCCAGCAGCGACAAGGAUCACCCUUACCGGCGCAACAGCAGCAAGGUUCGAUGGGUUCCCGAACCGGAGGGUACGAUUCUAUAUCGUCACCCACGGGGUUCCAAGGUCCAGCUUUGGACUUCACCACUCCUCCUGGAAUGCCAGUUACCCAACGGCCAUCCUCAGGAGCAGGCCAUGAAAGAAGUUUCAGCCAUGGCGCAAUGCUAAAUCAGCCUAGCAUGCAACCACCGCCACAGUACAAUGUACGUAACUCGAUACAAACUCCUCCGACCCAGUCACGAUUCAACGGUAGUGGCAUGAGUGGCCCACCGCAACUCGGAGCCUUGCCGUUCCAGAACCAGACACCUCUGGAGCAAAGCUCUCAGCAGCAAGGUGCGCAAACGGGCUUCCAGGGCCCGUCACGUGGUGACCAAUCUCCGGUACAAUCGGGAUCGCCCCAUGGUGUUCCCGCACCCAGUACAGAGGGAGCGAUAUCUAGGGGUCCGGUCUUUGGGAUCUCUUUAGAACGAUUAUAUGAAAAUAGUAAAGGGCCUGUGCCGAUGGUCGUCUACCAGUGUAUCCAGGCUGUUGAUUUGUACGGGCUCGCAGUCGAGGGUAUCUACAGACUUUCCGGCUCAUCAGCGCAUGUGAAUAAGUUGAAGCACUUAUUCGACACUAACGAAGACGCACCAAUUCUAGACUUCCGGAACCCAGAAAACUUCUUCCACGACGUGAACAGCGUGGCGGGCCUGCUCAAGCAGUUCCUGCGGGACCUGCCGGACCCGCUGCUGACGUCGGAGCAUUACGCGGGGUUCAUCGAGGCGGCGAAGAACGACGACGACGUGGUGCGGCGGGACAGCCUGCACGCCAUCAUCAACGCGCUUCCGGACCCCAACUACGCGACGCUGCGGGCCCUGACGCUCCACCUACACCGCGUCAUCGAGCACUCGGCCGUCAACCGCAUGAACUCGCAGAACCUGGCCAUCGUCUUCGGCCCCACGCUCAUGGGCACGGCCCCGGGAGCAAAUAUCCAGGACGCCGGGUGGCAGGUCAGGGUCGUCGAUACGAUACUGCAGAACACGUACCAGAUCUUCGACGAGGAUUAGGUUUGAGGAGAGAUGAAUUAAGAGGAUGGGUAUUAGUAAGGUACAUAGCGAGGUGCACGCAUAUCUUGCCAAAGGUACUGUGCCUAACUUAGCUAUAGGAAUCGGUCCGAGGACUGAACCUAAGAAGGCGCCGAGAGAGUAGUGUGUCUGUACAGUAUAUGUGAGGUCCCAUGCCUUUUUUUUUCUUUCGAGGGGUAUGUUCUAGUGUAAUAUACCAUUAGUUGACUUCAUUACCUACAUAACAAGCAAUUUGUUCUUCGUUGGUCGGUUAGGGGGGGCGAGGAAGGGGGAUUGAGGGAAGGGGGAAGAGGGGAAGAAGAGGGCGCAAGGGAAAUGGGAAGGGAAUGACUACCUGGUACGGAUAGGUGAUGGUGGUUGGCUAAGAUAGUCGUCUCGAAGCUUUACCUACUACUACCUCUACUACGGACGUAGUUUGACUUCUUCGCAUGCUCGUAUGCUCGUAUGCUAUAGUGACUAAGAUGCGGCUGAACUGAAUACUACAUUUAUACAGUGGA